GUUUGUGUUGCAAUAUUGAAACAUUAUACGGUGUGAAAGAUGAGUCAAAAGGCGAGUCGGAAGAGUGCGGUCAAUGAAGAAAAAGAAAAGAAUACAGACACACCGGUGAAAGAAAUGAAAAAGAAAAUGGCGGCCAACGCCGAAAAGGAGAAGCAAGCAGCGGAGAAACUGGCCGAGAAACCAUCAGAGAAACACGAUAAGAAAGAGAAGGCUGCUGAAAAACCUGAUAAAUCGGAUAAAUCCGACAAACCUGCCGAAAAACCGGAGAAGUCCACGGAAAAAGUAGAGAAGAGUGCUGAGAAGAACGAUAAAGUGGAUAAAAAAGCGGAGAAAUCAGAUAAGAAGGAGAAACAACCGGAGAAGAAGGCUGACCCUCCAGCGGAGAAGAAGGAAGAGAAGGAACCUAAAGAUGAUAAGGGCAAGCCAGAGAAACCCGAGCCGAAAAAGUCCGACGCGAAGCCGAAACAGAACGGUUCCAGCUUGAACGGCUCCACACACCCGGACGAGAAUGGAACGGUGAGUCCGGACGACGACUCGGACGAGCUGGCGGACGAGAUGUUCCCGGAACUGGCCUACGACGACGCGUCCGACCCGGAGUUUGAGCCGCCGGACGCGACCGGACGCAGCUACACCAGGAGAUCGCAGGCGAAGUCCGCGCGAACGCCUGAGACGCCGCGGCCAGCCUCCGACAAGACGACCGAUGCCGCGGACGAUCAGUCGAAGGUGCUAAAACUGAAAGAGGAUGCGCCCACCGCCUCAGACCGCAAGUUACGAUCGUCUGAUUCUCCAAAACCGCAAGACAAAAAGUCACAGGACAAGGAAAAACCACAAGAAAAGGAAAAAGAACAAGCAAAAAACGCACUAGAAACGCAGAAGGUGCAAGAAACAAAAGACGGCAAGCAAGAGAGCGUCAAAAACCAAGAAGAAAAAGAAAAUGGGGAUAAGACAGAGAAGAUCGAAGUCGAUGUUGUUAUCGAGAUUGAAGGAGAUGAUGAGCCGCGCAAGACCGACACCAACUAUUCCAAGAGUCGCGUCAAGGUGUCGCCCUACCGCCGCAGUUUGAGGGCAGACCACACGGCGACUUCUAUGCUGGCCAACUACACAGGAAACAACACAACAAUGGAGAUGGACAUCACGGAAUCUUCCUUCGUGUCCCACGAGGAAGGUUCCUUAGACGACAGCUCGUAUCUGUCAGGGUUACGAAGCAUCCGCGGCCGCCGCUCCUACAAGCCGCUUAAAGAGAUGACGCUCCGGCACGUCACAGCCAACCGCAGCGCUAACAAGUCCGCGGCCAAUGUGUCUGUAAACGAGCAACCAGCGCGCCCUACCGGCACAGUCGUGGGCCGCAAGCGCAAGCCAGAGGCCGAAGACAGCAUUGAAAUCGCCUCCGAGGCUGGAGAACUGCUUGGUUCUGCGCACAGCAAACGUAUGCGACUGCUGGAGAGACUUACGCACUCCUUCCGUAGGACUACUAGCACGCCGCUACCGGCGAGGCGAGCUGCAGAGAUCGUAGGCAUCAACACAGACUUACCCCUAACGGCGCCCGUAGCGUCUCCCGCUACCUUCGACCCCGAAGCCCUUAAACCGGCGCCCGAAGACCACGCCCCCGGCCCCGCCCCUAUUGCCGUCCCGCUCCCACACGCCGAGCCCGAGCGAGACAACAAGAGGUGCGUCGUCAUGUAAGGUGAGGCUCAAUAAUCAAUAUGGAAAUGAAGUAACGUGUAAUAACAAAUUUUGAUUAUGUCAUUGAUGUCAGUAGAUUUGUGUGACGUGCGGGCCAGACACGUGACCUUGUCACGAGUGUAAUAUUUGAACCCAAUGGUUUUGAAACUUUACUGGAAAUGAACUGCGUCAUUUUAAAUGACAGG
This is a messenger RNA of Ostrinia furnacalis (Asian corn borer), 1868 nucleotides long. Its product is annotated as translation initiation factor IF-2. Bases 40 to 1683 code for a protein of 547 amino acids. The record is from RefSeq and is a predicted model, not a curated record. NCBI's taxonomy places the organism in Eukaryota, Metazoa, Arthropoda, Insecta, Lepidoptera, Crambidae. The transcript is spliced from 10 exons.